AUGCAGCCGCCUUUCGCGAGACGCGGACUGGAGGGGAAGAGGCUGUUGCAGUACUGCCUAUACGCAUUCGGGAUGCCGGCGGUCGUGGCCGCGGUGGCGUGCAUCCUUCUCUUCGUCGCGGGGACCCCGUCCACCAGCACCAGCGCAGCGUCUGGCGUGGGUGAAUGCCGAAAGCUCGUUGUUACUGGUUUCAUUUGGUGUUCCCUCGGGUCAGUGGCGCUACUUCUGGUGACCAAUGCCAUUUUCUUCGCCCUCACGUGUCGUUACUUGAUCCAGAACACCAAAGACGUCGCUCUUAUGAUUCGAAACCAGAAACAGACGUACACCUUCUGGCUGUACGUGAAGUUGUUCGUUUUGAUGGGAGGGACCUGGCUCGUGGGCGUGGUCAGUUACUUCACGAACACGCUCGAGGGCGACAUCGUCUCGUUGGUUCUCUUCGGCCUCCAGGGAGUCUUCAUCUUCCUCAUCUUCGUGUGCAAGAAGGAAGUCGUGGAGGACGCAAAGAGGAAGGCCGGGGAAUGGCUCGCCGAUCGAUGGUCGACGGGGGAAGUAUGACGAAUGAUGCUUGGGCUUUUUUUCUGUGCAGCGAUUGUAUGCGUUACUGGGUGGGCAUUUCUUCUCCUUGAGCUCGAUCCUAGGAACUUUCUUUCAUGUUUGGUCGUCUUCCGAUGCGUGAAUUAUGAGCCUUGGAUGAAUAAUCUUUCAUCGAUCUUUGUCUAUGACG
Messenger RNA from Darwinula stevensoni, 724 nucleotides. Lineage: Eukaryota; Metazoa; Arthropoda; Ostracoda; Podocopida; Darwinulidae. The record is from the annotation of a GenBank genome assembly.